Molecule: messenger RNA, 843 nt
Organism: Caenorhabditis remanei
Lineage: Eukaryota; Metazoa; Nematoda; Chromadorea; Rhabditida; Rhabditidae
Exons: 3
Coding region: 1-843 (280 amino acids)
Source: RefSeq, a predicted model, not a curated record
AUGGCGAGAGUGACGGUGAACGAGAUUAAAAAAAUGAUGGAAAUGGAGAAGGACAUGACUUGCGUUCUGGAUGCGAAUAACAGACUGAUGAAGAAGAGCGGCGAGGCUUUGGAAAAGCACAACACUAUAUCAGAAAAGCAGAUGACAGUGUUGGAGAAACACACAGAAGUUGUGAAAGAGAAUACGGAAAUGUUGAAAGAGAACACUGAAGUUAUGAAAAAGUACAUCGAACUGAUCGGGAGACAAUUGAAAGAGAGAAAAAGAAGUGAUCGAAUUCGUGUACCCAGCAGCUCAUCAGAUAUAAUGGAAAUUCCUGUUCCACCGCCACCUCCACCACAGGAACCAAUGAACAAAAGAACGAAGCUGGAGGAAUCGAACAACAAAAGUUUUGGCUGGGGCCAAUCUCUAUCGAACAAUAUUCCAGUGUGGCAAACUCCUAAUGAAAUGAGCCAACCGAAGUUAAUAGAUAUUCCACUAUCCCUUAGUGUGUUUCCGAAUGCAACACCAAACGGAUCUCAAAGCCAGAACUUGAUGGUUUCUCACCAAAGAGCUCGUAAUUUGUUUCAGUCAUUCGAGAUCAAAAAAGCGUCAGGAUGCAUAUAUUGUGGCGAGACCAACUUCAAACAUUGCAGCGAAAAGUGUAAUGUUUUAAAAGACAGUGCUUCCAGAAUGAGUUUCAUGAAAAUGAACAAAUUGUGUCUUACUUGUGCGGAACCAUUGUUCCGGUGUCCAGACGCCAGUAGAUGUCGUUACGUGUCCAGACGAUGUAAUCACUGCGACGGAAAUCAUUUGAAUGCUUUGUGCACAGUGAAAUACCCACCACCUAACCAUUUUACAUUUUAG